Molecule: messenger RNA, 1101 nt
Organism: Oncorhynchus mykiss (rainbow trout)
Lineage: Eukaryota; Metazoa; Chordata; Actinopteri; Salmoniformes; Salmonidae
Gene: lratd1
Product: LRAT domain containing 1
Biological process (GO): cell motility; cell morphogenesis
Source: RefSeq, a predicted model, not a curated record
ACACUAGUAAAGCACACAGGGCUGCGGGAGUACAGAGGGGAAGAAGAGAGAGAGAGAGAACGGAGAAAUAGAACAGAGAGGGACAGGGAGGGAGUAGAGAAGACCGUGGAGCACGCGGCACUGAUGGAACAACAGGAUAUAUAACCGUUCCCUGGACACCGUAUUCCAUGCCUCUCCUCUGUCGGGGCCUCGUCAUUGAUGGGCAACCACUUGGACCGUAUCACCCAUCUCAGCUACAGCGAGCUGCCAACCGGCGAUCCGUCCGGAGUGGAGAAAGAGGAGCUCAGGGUCGGCGUAGCUUACUUCUUCUCCGACGAAGAGGAAGAGGUGGACGACGGAGGAGGAGGAGGAGGAGGAGGAGGUUAUCCUUGCGCCAGCCAGGAGGGCCCCGGUGCGGUCAGCGAGCUGGAGUACUCCGCGUUCUGCUCCCAGGAAUGCAUCUUCUCCAAGCUCCGCGAAAACCAGGACUUGAACGUGUACUCGGCCAAAACUUUGCUCUCCAUGUGCAAGCCAGGGGACCUUGUGGAGCUAGUAUCCACAUCACAGGCACCUCACUGGGCUGUGUACGAGCUCAACGACCAGGUGAUACACCUGCAUGAGGGGGAGAUACGGAAGGACAGCCUGACUGAGAUAGGACGGGGCCGGCGUGGACGGAUAGUGAACAGCCGCUACCGGUUCCGGCCGCUGCCCUCCGACCUGGUGCUGCAGAACGCCACUGGGCACCUCGGCCUGAACAGCGGGGAGAUCUGCUGGACCAACUCGGAGAGCUUCGCCGCUUGGUGCCGCUUCGGGAAGCGGGAGUUUAAGAAGGGAGGCGAGGCACACUCGGCGGCGCAGCAGUACUUUCUCAAAGUGCACUUUGACGCCGGGACUCGGAGCGGACACGCACACACAUUGGUGUUCCGUAGCCUGGAAGACAUGAUCUGGGAGCGCAGGCGUGUGGACGCCAGCGGCAUUCUGAAAGAGUUGUCUUUAGGGGUCAACGGUGGGAAGGAGUGAUUGAUUUUGGAAUUCUAAUUAAAAUGAUAGCCUAUACCUCUCCUCUUUCUUCUACACACACACACACACACACACACACACACACACACACACACACACACA